AUGGUGAAUCCGAAGUUCAAGAAGCAGCAUGGACAGCACAUACUGAAGAAUCUUGGAGUGGUUGACACGGUGAUUGAGAGAGCAAGGAUUAAACCCACAGAUACAGUGCUAGAGAUUGGAGGAGGGACUGGGAAUCUUACGAUGAAGCUGCUUCAGAAGGCAAAGAAGGUGAUAUGUUAUGAAAUAGAUCCCAGGCUUGCAGCUGAGCUUGUGAAGAAGGUGAAUGCCACUCCUGGGAUGGCACAGAAGUUCCAGCUGUUUGUUGGAGAUGCAUUGAAGCAUGACUUUCCACAUUUUGACUUGUGCAUUACUAAUCUUCCAUAUCAGAUUAGUAGUCCAUUUGUAUUCAAGUUGCUGAGAUAUGACUUCAAAUGUGCGUUUGUGAUGUUCCAGAGGGAGUUUGCAGAGCGAUUGGUUGCACGGCCUGGGAGUUCUUCAUACUGUAGAUUGUCUGUUGGAGUGCAGAUGCUUGCACAGGUGGAUCAUGUAAUCAAAGUGUCUAAAAAUAGCUUUGUUCCGCCACCAAAAGUGGAGUCGAGUUUUGUAAGGAUUGAGCCAAAGACACCAAAACCUCCGAUUGAGUUUGAAGAGUUUGACCGAUUUCUGAAGAUAUGCUUUCUUAGGAAGAACAAGACGCUCAAGGCAAACUUCAAGGCAUCGAAUCUCGUUUCGAUGAUAAAGAGAAAUGAAGGAAUGGAAAAUACAUCACCAGAUGAAGUAUUUGAAAGCGUAUUGAGUAAGGCAGGGUUGUGUGGAGUCAGAGCAGCAAAGAUGGACGUGGAGGAUUUCCUUGCGCUAAUGCUUGAGUUUAGGAAAGUGGGAAUAUUUUUCUGA
This is a messenger RNA of Ordospora colligata OC4, 834 nucleotides long. Its product is annotated as dimethyladenosine transferase. Gene Ontology annotation, cellular component: mitochondrial matrix. Gene Ontology annotation, biological process: rRNA methylation. The transcript has a single exon. Gene Ontology annotation, molecular function: rRNA (adenine-N6,N6-)-dimethyltransferase activity. NCBI's taxonomy places the organism in Eukaryota, Fungi, Microsporidia, Ordosporidae. The record is from RefSeq and is a predicted model, not a curated record. The coding region runs from base 1 to 834 and encodes 277 amino acids.